Messenger RNA from Polistes canadensis, 843 nucleotides. Its product is annotated as WAP four-disulfide core domain protein 3-like. Gene Ontology annotation, cellular component: extracellular region. The record is from RefSeq and is a predicted model, not a curated record. Gene Ontology annotation, molecular function: peptidase inhibitor activity. Gene Ontology annotation, biological process: antibacterial humoral response; innate immune response. The transcript is spliced from 3 exons. The coding region runs from base 126 to 551 and encodes 141 amino acids. Lineage: Eukaryota; Metazoa; Arthropoda; Insecta; Hymenoptera; Vespidae.
GAUCUUUAAGUUCAAGUCUUGGAGGUGUCAACGAUCAGUAGUCACCAGACGUUCGUGCAAUUCGUUUCGAUUUUAGCAAGACGUUCAUCAUUCGCACACGCUUGACAGGUUUUAUUCAUAUCAAAAUGGCAUCGUUAAUUUCAUCAAUGCUAUUGUUGAUAAUAUUAUCAACAAUGACAUUUGGACAACAAUUAAAACCUGGUGCAUGUCCACCACGAACACCAUUUAACAUUCGUAGAAAUCUUUGUAACGAUGAUAUGGACUGUAGAGGACUUGAAAAAUGUUGCCUUACGAGUUACAAUGGUAGAAUUUGUGUGAUGCCCAUUACAGAAACCGUUAAUAUUGUAAAACGAGGUUCUUGUCCGGUUAUACCAACUGGACGAUGGAUUUGUGCAUCAACUUGUCGAUCGGAUGGCGAUUGCAGAGGCAUCAAAAAAUGUUGCAAAAAUCGAUGCGGUGCUUUAGCUUGUCAAAAUCCCGAAGUUGAAUAUGAUCCAGUUGCAUUAGAAGAUUCGCAACCACCGAUGGUAUUUUAUGGCGAUACGUCAUAACGAUUAAAAAUUAAACGGUGAUGUAAAAUUUCGUUAAACUUAUCUUAUUAUUAGUGUUAUACGUUUCAUCGUACGUGCCAUAUAAACGAGUUAAGUAUAAUCAAAAUAUGUUAUACCGCGAUAUACUUUAUCAAUGUAUUAAAUUAUGAAGCAUGAUUGAAUGGAAUACUUGGAACAUAACUCAUUCAAUACUUGACAUAUCUCUGUAAUGCUAUUUAAUUCGUUUAACAAUUAGUAGUUCACAUUUCUUUGCAAUAACGUUAUUAUUUAAUUAAUUAUAGCGGUUUUAUCU